Triticum turgidum subsp. durum (durum wheat) is the source of this 1446-nucleotide messenger RNA. Lineage: Eukaryota; Viridiplantae; Streptophyta; Magnoliopsida; Poales; Poaceae. The record is from the annotation of a GenBank genome assembly.
AUGGAGAUGAAGAAGCCUCACGCGGUGAUCGUGCCGUUGCCGACGCAGGGGCACGUCACGCCCAUGCUGAAGCUGGCCAAGCUUCUUCACUGCAAGGGCUUCCACAUCACCUUCGUCAACACCGAGUACAACCACCGGCGCCUGGUCCGCUCCCGCGGCGACGCAGCCGUGGAGGGCCUCCCGGACUUCCGCUUCGCCACCAUCCCCGACGGCCUGCCGCCAUGGGACGCGGAUGCCACGCAGGACAUACCCUCCCUGUGCUACUCCACGAUGACCACCUGCCUUCCCCCCUUGAAGAGGCUGCUCGGGGAGCUCAACAGGGUUGGGCCGCCGGUGACGUGCGUGGUGGCGGACAACGUGAUGAGCUUCAGCGUGGACGCGGCGGCGGAGAUCGGGGUGCCGUGCGUCCUCUUCUGGACCGCCAGCGCCUGCGGCUACAUUGGCUACCGCAACUUCCGGUUCCUCAUGCAAGAGGGCAUCGCUCCCCUCAAAGAUGAAGCGCAGCUGAGCAACGGGUACCUGGACACGCCGGUGGCGCAGGCUCCCGGGAUGAGCCGGCACAUGCGCCUCCGGGACUUCCCUUCCUUCAUCUGCACCACCGACCGCGACGACGUGAUGCUCAACUUCUUGCUGCACCACUCGGAGCAGGCGGGCCGCGCGGCCGCCGUCAUCGUCAACACCCUGGACGAGCUUGAGCAGCCGGCGCUGGACGCCAUGCGCGCCAUGCUCCCGCGCGUCUACACCAUUGGCCCGCUCAACCUCCUCGCGGACAAGGGCGAAGCCGGCCCGCUCGCCCGGAUACGCGCCAGCCUCUGGAGGGAGGACCGCUCCUGCCUAGAGUGGCUCGACGGCAGGGAGCCCCGGUCGGUGGUGUACGUCAACUUCGGGAGCAUCACCACCAUGUCCAGCGAGGAGCUGGUGGAGUUCGCGUGGGGCCUGGCCAACUGCGGCCACCCCUUCCUGUGGAUCGUGAGGAAUGACCUGCUGGCCAAGGGCGCCGCCGUGCGGCUGCCUCCCGAGUUCCUGGAGGCCACCAAGGGGAGGUGCCUCCUGGCGAGCUGGUGCGAGCAGGAGGCGGUGUUGCGGCACCAGGCCGUCGGCGUCUUCCUCACCCACAGCGGGUGGAACUCGGCCCUGGUGUCCAUCAGCGCCGGGGUGCCCAUGCUCUGCUGGCCCUUCUUCGCCGAGCAGCAGACCAACGCCCGCUACGCGUGUGUCGAGUGGGGCGUCGGCAUGGAGGUCGGCGACGACGUGCGCCGCGAUGAGGUGGAGGCCAGGAUAAGGGAGGUGAUGGGAGGCGAGGGAGCUGGGAGGGAGAUGAAGCGCAGGGCGGCCGAGUGGGAGGAGAUGUGUGUCCGUGCAACCGCGCAGCCGGGUGGCAGGUCCAUGGCCAACCUUGACAGCCUCAUCAAGGAUGUGCUGCUCACCGCAACACCAACAAACUAA